AUACAGAUAACCAUGCAGCCAAACGUUGCUUAACCUCUGCGUUCGUUAUCGGCGAUUUCGAAAUUCGAAUCAUCAUCAUCUUCCUCGAUAGUCCCGCGCUCAGUCGAAAUUCAAAACUCUCUCUUCCAUGAACGAUCACAUUCUCAUCUCUGACGGUGAGGAUCAGACUACUCCACUUCCAUCACUGUCGAAACGGGCUCGAAAAUAUCCAAUCUCUGCGAUACUGAUAUCGGAUUCAGAUCCGACACCGCAGAAGCAACCGCCGGAAUCUUCUUUUACUCCUAUUUUCGUCCCUGAGACACCUCUUUCCGAUGAUUUCUCUGUCGUCAAGUGUUCCUUUGGUUCUAGAGCUUUAGCUUCUAACCGCGAAGACAAAUUCUCCGGUUAGUUAAUGCAAACGGAUAAUAUCUCUGGAUUCGGAGUUUGAAGAUAGUCCUCGACCUGAAACUUCGAAGAAGAAUGAAUCCGUGCUUGCUGGUUUAAGGGAGCCUCGGUUUGGAUUGGAAGCCGAAACCAGUGAGGCAUACUAUAAGAAUACUAGAAUACCUGAGACAAAUUUAGACGAUGAUACUAGUUGGAUGCAUGAAGUCAGUUUUCGCUCUUCGCCAACUAAUGAUACUAUUGAGGUUGUUUCUGACCAAGAAAAAGAGGAUAUAAGCGUUGAGAAAAUUGGUCGAAAAAAGAAGAUCAGAACUACAACUCUUCCAGUUCCAGGUGAGGCAUUGCCAAAAAAGCGGCAGUCGAAGGAAGACAAAACAAGUGCAAUGGAGGAAAAGAAGUUAAGAAAAGAGCAAGAGAGAUUAGAGAAAGCAGCCUCAAAAGCAGAAGAGGCUGAGCGUAAAAGAUUAGAGAAGGAGAAGAAAAAAUGGGAAAAGGGAAAGUUAGCCCUUAAAUCUAUUGUUGCCGAGAUUGAUACUAAAGUGCUUGAAGGAUCCAUUGGAGGACUUCUGCUUUCAAGGUUCUCUGAGAAAGGCAUUACAAUCCACGUAGGCCCUAAUCCAAUUGAGAGAUCCAUUGUGUGGACGAUGACAAUUCCAGAGGAUAUUGCUCCGCUUUUCCCCCAAGGGCCCAAGAUUCCUUAUUUGCUACUUGUGUAUGACGCUGAAGAAUUUUGUAAUCUUGUUGCUAAUGGAAAAUUUCUAGAAAUCAUCUCAAGAGUUCAGGACAGAUACCCAUCUUAUACGGUGUGCUGCCUCACGAAUAAGUUAAUGUCCUACGUAAAGAAAAGGGAAAAGGAAGAGUACAAAAAUCCGGGAAAUUGGAGACGGCCUCCUAUCGAUGAGGUACUUGCAAAAUUAACUACUCACUAUGUUAAAGUACAUUCCAGACACUGUGUAGACGAGGCUGAGGUGGCUGAACAUAUUGUUGGCCUAACAAGCAGUCUGGCCUCUUGCCAAUUCAGGAAGAAAUUAACUAUGUUAUCAGUAAGCGCUAAUGGUGCAUUAGUCUCCAAGGAUUCAGUUGACAAGCAUUUGAUUAAAAAGAGUCCAUGGUUAAAAGCGUUAGUAGCAAUACCAAAGGUACAGCCACGAUACGCUUUAGCAGUGUGGAAGAAAUAUCCCUCCAUGAAGUCUCUUCUUAAGGUUUAUAUGGAUCGUAACAAAUCGGUUCAUGAGAAGGAGUUUCUACUAAAAGACUUGAAAGUAGAAGGUUUAGUGGGAGGAGACAUAAGGUUAGGUGAGAUUUGUUCAAAGCGGAUAUACAGAGUUCUCAUGUCUCACGAUGGAGCCAUUAAGACUGAUGACGUCGAAAAUGGUGCUGCUUUCUUCACCGAUUCUCCAGGUGUUAAUUAGAGUCAAAGAGCCUAAGAUUUCUUAAACAUAUAAGAUAAAAUAAAAUCAUUUCAACCACACUGAAAUUUUGUUUUCUCUUUUUAGAUCAGUUUCCCCGAUUCAAUUCCGAACAAUUUGCUCUAAGUAAUAGUUAUUCUAUUCUAGAACCAAAACGUUAAAAGUAAAAUUCCUUACCGAGAUAGCCAGACGUCAUUGGAGACUGUUGCCGACGACAUUUACUUCGGUGAUGAACAUGACGAACACGGCAAGAGGAAUUCGGUUUUUCUCCUGCGGCAACUGAUUCGGCAAGACAUGCUGACCAAGAGGACUUAGGCUGUUUUUGUUAACGUUGUUUUUAC
Messenger RNA from Arabidopsis thaliana (thale cress), 2131 nucleotides. It is a transcript of the gene EME1B, whose product is annotated as essential meiotic endonuclease 1B. Bases 579 to 1793 code for a protein of 404 amino acids. The record is from RefSeq and is marked reviewed. Gene Ontology annotation, molecular function: endonuclease activity; DNA binding. The transcript has 12 exons. Gene Ontology annotation, cellular component: nucleus; Holliday junction resolvase complex. Gene Ontology annotation, biological process: DNA recombination; DNA repair. NCBI's taxonomy places the organism in Eukaryota, Viridiplantae, Streptophyta, Magnoliopsida, Brassicales, Brassicaceae.